This is a messenger RNA of Hypomesus transpacificus, 4143 nucleotides long. RefSeq names its product G protein-coupled receptor 158a (gene gpr158a). Gene Ontology annotation, cellular component: membrane. NCBI's taxonomy places the organism in Eukaryota, Metazoa, Chordata, Actinopteri, Osmeriformes, Osmeridae. The record is from RefSeq and is a predicted model, not a curated record. Gene Ontology annotation, biological process: G protein-coupled receptor signaling pathway. Gene Ontology annotation, molecular function: G protein-coupled receptor activity. The transcript is spliced from 12 exons. Bases 1 to 4086 code for a protein of 1361 amino acids.
AUGGCAUUCUUUCGAUUAUGCUUGCUGUUGCAAGUGGGAUUUGUAAUCGGUUCAAAUUAUAAAUUCGCUGAGUGGUCAGAGCACGAGAAAAAUGUAAGAACACAACCACCAAUUUACACCACUCAAAACAAACAGCGACAAGCACAUCUCCGUGCGUCUAAUUCUCCGCGAGGCGCGAAAGAGCGCGCAGUCUUGCCGCAGAACCUCGAGGAGCACCUUCCCAGGGUUGUCACCGCUUUUCUACACACGGGGAAUUCGACCACCUUGAAACAUGCCAACUGCUCGCGGAGAUACGAGCUCAGUGCUCCGCGUGCGAGAUCGCCUAUGCCCCCGCAUUACUCAAUGCACAGCGUGCUGGACACGGUAAUGCACGCUACCAACUUCCUAAACAUGAUCCUCCAAGCCAACAGGUCCAGGGAAUUGAGUCUCCGCCGAGACAUUGAGUGGUAUCACGCGCUCGUCAGGAGUAUUGUAGAGGGGGACUCUAAUAUCCACCGGGCCGUGGUUACGUUUAACACAGAACCGUCUGCUGGCGGGCCCACGGUGUUUCUCCAGGCUACCAGAGCCGGAGGAGAGAUAGUUCUCCAGGACCUCUCUGGCACGGCGCACCAUCAUCUGAAAAACCGAACAGUCGAAUCAGAUUGGUAUCACGGUGUCAAAGAUAAGAAGAAACCUAACUUCCAUAAACGGGUACUGAGCCAAGAUUUUCAAUCAGUUGACGCUUCUCUGAAAAGGGGAGAGAGUUUUAUCCCUGAUAAAACCCACAUGAAAUGGUCAGCACCAUACCUGGAGUGUGAAAAUGGAAAUUUCAUACCACGGUGGCUUUUGACCUUAUCCGCUGGUUUCUAUGGACUCGACGCGGAUCUUUCACCUGAUUUCAGGGGUGUCGUCAGAGUGGACGUGAACCUGCAGGAUGUUGAUAUCGACCAGUGCUCUCCUGACGGCUGGUUUGGUGGGACUCAUCGAUGUAACCUGACGACCAUGGAGUGCUUUCCAGUGCGUGGUCAUGGAUUUGUGCUGGACAACUACAACUGUCACUGCAAAGCAGGUUUCUACCACCCAAACAGAGUGGCUGUCAACGGCUUCAAAAACCCGGGGACGAAGGACAGAGCCUCCGACAGCGGCCCCAACGCGGACGAGGGCUCGUCCAGCGACUGCCUGCCCUGCAGGGAGGGCUGUGCCUACUGCAAGGACGACACGCCGUGCGUGGCGCCUGGAGACGCCGGCCUGCGCGUGGCCGUGCUCUCCUUCCAGGCCCUGGGCAUGCUGCUGAGCUUCAUCAGCAUGGUGCUCGUGUACCGCUACCGCAGGAACAAGAGCAUUCGAGCGUCCGGACUGGUCUUGCUGGAAGCCAUUUUGUGUGGAACCUUGCUUCUCUACUUCCCGGUGGUGAUUCUCUACUUCCAGCCCAGCAUAUUCCGCUGCAUCUUGCUGAGAUGGGUCCGCCUGCUCGGCUUCGCCACCGUCUACGGGACUCUGACCCUCAAGCUGUACAGGGUGCUGAAGGUGUUCCUGUCGCGGACGGCCCAGAGAAUCCCCUACAUGACCAGCUGGCGGGUGCUGCGUCUCCUGGGCAUCAUCCUGCUCAUCGUCUGUUGGUUCCUGGUGGCCUGGACCUCGGCCGUCUGCCAGAACCUGGACAGGAACCUGGCUCUGAUCGCCGUGGGCUACACCCCCGACGGGCUGCAGUUCAGCAUGUGUCUGCUGGACCGCUGGGAUUACAUGAUGGCUGUCGCUGAGUUCCUGUUCCUGCUGUGGGCGGUGUACCUGUGCUUCGCCGUGAGGACGGUGCCUUCGGCGUUCCACGAGCCCCGCUACAUGGCCAUAGCCGUCCACAACGAGCUGGUCCUGUCCGCCAUAUUUCACAUCAUCAGGUUCACUCUGGCUCCUGAGCUCCACCCAGACUGGAUGCUGUUGCUGGUCUUUGCUCACACACACCUCACUGUGACCAUCACUUUCGGACUUCUGCUGGUCCCCAAGUUCCUGUUUGCCGGCACCCAGAUGAGGGACGACAUAGCGGUGGAGGCGUACGAGGAUGAGCUGGACAUGGGUCGCUCGGGGUCUUACCUCAACAGCAGCAUCACCUCCGCCUGGAGUGAACACAGCCUGGACCCAGAGGACAUCCGGACGCCAGACGAAAUGGGCCCGCUCAGUUCUAUUAAUGGCUGUGGCGUAAGGUCUUGCGACAGUCUUUGGGAAAAACGUACCAAUGAGGAGCUGAAAAAGCUGUACUCACAGCUGGAGAUAUACAAGAGGAAGAAGAUGCUGGCCAACAACCCUCACCUUCAGAAAAAACGGAGCUCCAAGAAAGGUCUGGGUCGAUCAUUGAUGAGGCGCAUCACGGAGAUCCCCGAGUCCGUCCACAGGCAGUAUAGCCGCGAUGACAAAGAGAUGGGGGACCACGGAAGCAACCGGAACAGCAUCUGCGUCCUUAGAAAAAACCCCUUUGACCCUUCCCACCCUGGGAAGCCAGCCAAAGAGGAGUCACUGAAGAGCAAGGUGUUCUCCCUGAAGAAGUCCCACAGCAGCUAUGAUCACGUCCGUGACCAGAGCGAAGACUCGAGUAGCUCCACCACAGACAAGAUGGAGGUCGCCACGGCUGAGGGCUCCCUCCUGGACACCUUAAUGGGCAAGAAGCUGGUGAAGAAGAAGUCCGAUGAGAAGCUAGACGCCACGAGUGAAUCCACCGAAUCGGUUCCUCUGGUCUGCAAGUCAGCCAGCGCUCAUAACUUGACCGCAGACAAGAAGCCAAUUCAUCCUCGGACCUCCAUGUUGCAGAAGUCUCUCAGUGUCAUCGCCAGUGCUAAAGAAAAGACCCUGGGACUGACAACGAAGACUCUGGAGGACAGUACUAAGAAGGCUCCGCCGAAAAGCAAAGACAACAAGUCUGGCACGGACUCAGAGGACGAAGGCUACCCCAAGAUGAUUGUCAGCCAGUCGGUGGAGUACAAACAGACCGCUGCCAAAGCCGGGAUCAUGAAGCACCAGGGAAGCGGCAGCCAGCCGUCCAUAUGCUCCGAAGCCACCAAGGGCAAGGAACUGUACAAUCUGUCUGAGGUGUGUCCUUGGGAAGUGGAGGACCUCCCAACACCAUCUGAAAACAAGUCCCAGAAGCACGUGUCCAUAGCGCCUGAAGGAACCACGACUGUCCAUGGAAGUGGCACCAAAGGCACGAAAUCCCAGCAGUCGAAGCAAAAGGGCUCGGAUCAGUCCCCUUCGACUGCCCGGCAUUCUAAAGACCUCCAGAAGACAGCAGACCGAGCAGAUAUAUGUCCGUGGGAAGAUGGAGCGGAGAGCCAGGGGUCCAAACAUCCACCCACCAGCCAGGCCAUCCAACCAUCUCAGGCCCCCCAGUCCAACCAGGCCACGCCUGCAGCAGAAGGCUCCAAAAACCAACAAGCCGAUGUCUGUCCAUGGGACUUUGAGGAAGUGGCCUCCAAAAAAGUUGAGGUUGCUCACUCACCAGAUAAGACCAAACAGAAGAAAGGCACUGCUCCGGUCGACGGUAAAGGGAAGAAUGUGCUACCAGAGCCCUCUAAGUCAAUGGGCAGCUCCCUCCAACCAUCAACCACAAAGGCUGACAUCUGUCCCUGGGACUACGAUGCUCCAACUGCAGCCCCGAGUUCGGAGAAAAUCCCGAGUCCCACUCAGGUCUCCAAAAAGAAGGACCCCCCCUCGCUAAAGAAGAGCACACCUUCCACAAGAACAGCAGAGAAGGAGAAAGAGAAGAUGAAAGAUAUUGACAAUGAGAAAAGUCGAGCAAAAGCCAAGGACAAGAGCAAAUCCUCCGAGAAACAAACAACCAAGAUGGCGGAAGUCUGCCCUUGGGAUGUGGAGAGCUGUCAGGAAGUGCCAACAGCGGAAACACGGAAAGGUGCCAAUGUUGAAGCAGCCAAAGGAAAAGAGGCUGAAGUCUGUCCGUGGGAUUAUGAGGAUAGUUCAGAUAGAAAAGAUGCAGAAAAGAGCGGCACUCCAUCCAAACAGAAACAGAGCACUCCCAAUCCAAAAGGGGGUGGGGUCAGCGGGGUGAAAAGGGCAGACGUUUGUCCCUGGGAUGUGGAUGACAGUUCGGUAGAAAAAGCAUGACCCUCGACUCAAACGGACAACUGAAAUGAUAGUUCUUGUUGUAUACAUUUUUCCACU